AUGGCGCAGCGCUCGGGGAAGAUUACUCUCUACGAGGGCAAGCACUUCACGGGGCGGAAGCUGGAGGUCUUCGGGGACUGUGACAACUUACAAGACCGAGGCUUUAUGAACCGGGUGAAUUCUGUCCGCGUGGAGAGUGGGGCCUGGGUCUGCUUUGAUCACCCCGACUUCCGGGGCCAGCAGUUCGUCCUGGAGCACGGCGACUACCCUGACUUCUACCGCUGGAACAGACACAACGACCACAUGGGCUCCUGUCGGCCUGUUGGAAUGCAUGGGGAGCAUUUCCGCCUAGAAAUCUUCGAGGGCUGCAACUUCACGGGCCAGUGCCUGGAGUUCAAGGACGACUGUCCCUUCCUUCAGAGUCAGGGCUGGACCAAGAACUGGGUCAACGCCAUCAAGGUGUACGGGGACGGAGCGUGGGUCCUGUACGAGGAGCCCAACUACCGCGGCCGCAUGUACCUGGUGGAGCGGGGCGACUUCCGCAGCUUCUCCGACUGGGAGGCCCAGAGCGCGCGCGUCCAGUCCCUUCGCCGGGUGGCCAACUUCUUCUAA
Messenger RNA from Mesoplodon densirostris (Blainville's beaked whale), 552 nucleotides. It is a transcript of the gene CRYGN, whose product is annotated as crystallin gamma N. The transcript has 4 exons. Lineage: Eukaryota; Metazoa; Chordata; Mammalia; Artiodactyla; Ziphiidae. Bases 1 to 552 code for a protein of 183 amino acids. The record is from RefSeq and is a predicted model, not a curated record. Gene Ontology annotation, molecular function: structural constituent of eye lens. Gene Ontology annotation, biological process: visual perception; lens development in camera-type eye.